Messenger RNA from Folsomia candida, 1688 nucleotides. RefSeq names its product zinc finger protein 596-like. The record is from RefSeq and is a predicted model, not a curated record. NCBI's taxonomy places the organism in Eukaryota, Metazoa, Arthropoda, Collembola, Entomobryomorpha, Isotomidae. Gene Ontology annotation, molecular function: DNA-binding transcription factor activity; RNA polymerase II cis-regulatory region sequence-specific DNA binding. The coding region runs from base 184 to 1101 and encodes 305 amino acids. The transcript is spliced from 4 exons. Gene Ontology annotation, biological process: regulation of transcription by RNA polymerase II.
CAUAGAUAUAUACAUAGAUUCAUGUUCCAACCACACAAAUCACCGCUCACCAUUUUCCAUCCAUAACUCCGUCAUAACACUUUUAUAGGUAUAUCAACAGUCCUAAACAACACGACGGAAGUUUAAUACCCUGUAAUAAAUAAACUGUAAAGUGCACCGGUUCUCCCAAACUGAACCAUCCAAAUGGGACCCCACCCAGUGAAGAAAUUUGAAUGUUCCAAAUGCUCCAAAACGUUCAAAGACAAUUACCGUCUGAAACAUCACGAAAUCACGCAUGAUCCUGACGCAAAGGUGAAAUGUGAGAUUUGUGGGAAAGUUUCCAAAAAUCCAGCCACCUUAACUUCUCACAUGAGGAGAAUUCACAGUAACCUGGAGCGACCUAAAUGUGACACUUGUCACCGAGUCUUUUGCCACGCUGCCAGUUUGCGAGGCCACAUUGCAGCCGUUCAUAGCAAGAUGGAUAGACCUCGUUUCCCUUGUGGUUUUCCCGGAUGCGAUAAAACUUACCAGACCAAGGGUGGUCUACGAACACACGUGGUAGCUGACCACGUCGAAAAUCCAGUCCGAUUUCCUUGCACACUUUGCGGAAAGGACUUCAAAACCAGGACUGAGCUUGAGGGUCACACUUCCACCCACACGACGGAGAAGCCGUACAAUUGUGCCACGUGUGGGAGGAGUUUCGCCCACGUGGGAGCCAUGAAACGCCACGAGAUGACGCAUUUGGAAGCAUCUACACGGGCCAUGUCAAAGUGUCGCCUCUGUAUGCAGACUUUCUUGGAAAGAUUUAGUCUACAACGCCACAUCCGAGUUGUGCAUGAAAAUCGAAGGAAUUUUCCGUGCAGAUUUUGUGACAAGAGAUUCGAUAGCGCGUCAAAUUUGAAGCGUCACGUGGAGGCGCGACACCCCACGAGUAAAGAACUGGUCCAUUCCUGCGAUAAAUGUGAGUACAAGAGCCACUCGAAAAUCAACUUGGCCAGUCAUGCAAGACGACAUCUAGCAGCCAAUCGCGAAUGCUACUUCUGUGGGAAGAAGUUCCUCACUUUUCCCGAAUUAGUCAGUCAUUCUCGAGUUCAUACUUUAGAAAAGUUAAAAUACGUAUAAAUGUAAUUGGUGUAUCAGUUAUUAGCCGCGCGAUAUAGCUUGUCCACGUCUCAUAGACAAAUUAAAGGUGUGCUUUCUGUGUUGUAGACUCUAUACUGAUUGUGUUGGCGACACACCGUUACUUGGUGUAUGAGACGGGGACAAGUUACAGCGCGAGGCUAAUAUUUGCGAAUUUUCGAGUAAAUUUGGGACAUUUGGCUGGGUGAUUUGGUAGAACACAAUGAAAUUUUGGUUACAUAUUUACACCUGUACCUAGUAAGUGGACUUGUUCUUAUUUAGAUAGAAUAUUUUUUUCUGUGCGAAAUAGCCCUAAAAUUAUUGGUCCCCAGGUUGCCCAUUACUCUCACUAUAUUUUCCCAUUUUCGACUACACAUGUUAGUAUAUUCAAAACAAAUACGCCUCACAUUAUUAACGUGUCAAAAUAUGCAAAUGAGAAAGUUGGAAUAAUUCUAUAGCAGAGCACCAAUUUGUCCCCCAACGCAUCUCUUACAUUUUUCAGUGAACAAAAUAUUGUAAAAUAAUACAGGCAAAUAUAUCUGUAUUCUUAUUUUUGGUCUAAAAUAUGUAUACAUAUGUCAAACAAAAUA